This is a messenger RNA of Fragaria vesca subsp. vesca, 1399 nucleotides long. RefSeq lists its product as uncharacterized. The record is from RefSeq and is a predicted model, not a curated record. Bases 1 to 1308 code for a protein of 435 amino acids. The transcript has 14 exons. NCBI's taxonomy places the organism in Eukaryota, Viridiplantae, Streptophyta, Magnoliopsida, Rosales, Rosaceae.
AUGGCGGGAGGAGUUUCACUCUCAUCAUCACUGCAUUUGAAGCUCAGAAGAAGAAGCUCUACAAUCGUUAGUGUGGCCAGUCCUGCCGAUACCCAAACUAGUUCUCGGGUCCAGCUCCCACAGAAGACAAGGAAUUCGAGGGUGUUGGUGCUCGGUGGAACGGGUCGGGUCGGAGGGUCCACUGCUAUUGCCCUCUCCAACCUCUGCCCCGACCUCCAAAUUAUCGUCGCUGGCCGAAACAGGGAAAAAGGUGCUGAUAUGCUGACUACUCUUGGGGGGAACUCGGAGUUCUGUGAAGUCGAUAUCAACAAUGAAAAAUCGUUGGAAGCUGCUCUAGAAGAUGCCGAUCUUGUAGUUCAUGCUGCCGGCCCAUUCCAACAGGCAGAGAAGUGCACUGUAUUGGAAGCUGCCUUAAAGACCAAGACAGCCUAUAUUGAUGUUUGUGAUGAUACAGCCUAUGCAUUCCGUGCGAAAUCUUUUCACGAUAGAGCAGUUGCAGCUAAUGUUCCAGCUAUAACAACUGGUGGAAUAUAUCCAGGAGUGAGCAAUGUGAUGGCUGCAGAACUAGUUCGUCUCGCAAGAAGUGAAAACAAAGGAAAACCAGAAAGGCUAAGGUUCUUCUACUACACAGCAGGUACUGGUGGGGCUGGUCCAACUAUCUUAGCUACUAGUUUUCUGCUUCUUGGAGAAGAGGUUGUUGCAUUUAAUAAAGGAGAAAAGAUCAAACUAAGGCCAUAUAGUGGAAUGCUGAAGAUUGACUUUGGGAAAGGCAUUGGAAAGAAAGAUGUUUAUCUAUUGAAUUUGCCAGAGGUAAGAAGUACUCACGAGAUCCUAGGAGUACCUACUGUCAGUGCCCGGUUCGGUACUGCCCCCUUCUUUUGGAAUUGGGCAAUGGAAGCCAUGACUGCUCUUCUUCCUGCAGAGUUGUUGAGAGACAGAAGCAAAGUCCAACAGAUGGUUAAAAUGUUUGACCCAGUAGUCAGAGCAGUUGAUGAGAUUGCUGGAGAGCGUGUAUCAAUGCGGGUUGAUUUGGACUGCUCUGGCGGGCGGAAUACAGUGAGUGUAUUCAGUCACAAGAAGCUUUCUGUAUCAGUUGGAACUGCAACAACUGCAUUUGUUCUGGCAGUUCUUGAGGGAAGCACAAAACCUGGGGUUUGGUUUCCGGAAGAGGCUGGAGGAAUUGCAAUUGAGGCAAGGGAAGUCCUGCUCAAACGUGCUGCACAAGGCACGAUAAAUUUUGUAACAAACAAGCCAGCAUGGAUGGUGGAGACAAAUCCGAAAGAGUUAGGGUUGGGAAUUUACGUGUAAUCCUCAAACAGUAGUCAGUAGUCACAGUAGAAGUUGAAGUUCUUCUUCAGCUUGUCCACCCUGUUCGAGAGACAGUAGUCGUUUUCAGAAG